Capra hircus (goat) is the source of this 969-nucleotide messenger RNA. RefSeq names its product WBP2 N-terminal like (gene WBP2NL). Bases 1 to 969 code for a protein of 322 amino acids. Lineage: Eukaryota; Metazoa; Chordata; Mammalia; Artiodactyla; Bovidae. The record is from RefSeq and is a predicted model, not a curated record. Gene Ontology annotation, cellular component: nucleus. Gene Ontology annotation, biological process: positive regulation of DNA-templated transcription. Gene Ontology annotation, molecular function: chromatin DNA binding; transcription coactivator activity. The transcript is spliced from 7 exons.
AUGGCAGUGAACCAGAGCCACACCGAGAGCCGUCGUGGGGCCCUCAUCUCCACUGGCGAAAGUGUCUUGAAGCAGUGUGAGGAUGUGGACCUCUGCUUCCUGCAGAAACCAGUGGAAUCCCAUCUCUUUAAUGGCACAAAGAAAGGAACGCUGUUUCUCACUUCAUACCGGGUGGUCUUCGUGACUUCACACUUAGUCAAUGACCCCAUGCUUUCUUUUAUGAUGCCCUUUGACCUGAUGAGUGACUGCACCAUUGAACAACCAAUUUUCGCCCCCAACUACAUUAAAGGAACCAUUCAGGCAGCUCCGGGUGGUGGCUGGGAAGGACAAGCUGUUUUUAAGUUAUCCUUCAGGAAAGGAGGUGCCAUCGAAUUUGCCCAACUGAUGAUAAAAGCUGCCUCUGCUGCUGCCAGAGGAAUUCCACUUGGAAGUGUAAAUUACUGGUUUGACACUUCAGGACUGUACAUAAUUACUGUCCCAGGGGCUGCAGUGUGCUCCUCACAGACACCUUGUCCAGCAUAUCCAAUUGUGAUCUAUGGACCCCCACCACCAGGAUAUAGAGCCCAACCAGGGGAAUAUGGAACUCCACGGGAAGGAUAUGGAGCCCAACCAGGGGGAUAUGGAGCCCCACCUAUGGGAUAUGGAGCCCCUCCUGGGGGAUAUGGUGCCCCACCUGCAGGAUAUGGAGCCCCACCUGGGGGAUAUGGAGCCCCACCUGGGGGAUAUGGAGCCCCUCCUGGGGGAUAUGGUGCCCCACCUGCAGGAUAUGGAGCCCCACCUGGGGGAUAUGGAGCCCCACCUGCAGGAUAUGGAGCCCCACCAGCUGGAAAUGAAGCCCUACCCCCGGCAUAUGAACCUCCAUCUGCUGGAAAUACAGCUGCCUCUCACAGAUCUGUGGCAGCUCAGCAGGAGACUUCUCUUCCCUCUACCUCGUCUUCUCAGGUCCAUUUACCACCUUCUCAGAGUUAA